Capsicum annuum is the source of this 1500-nucleotide messenger RNA. RefSeq names its product golgin subfamily A member 6-like protein 2. Bases 541 to 1206 code for a protein of 221 amino acids. The transcript is spliced from 2 exons. Lineage: Eukaryota; Viridiplantae; Streptophyta; Magnoliopsida; Solanales; Solanaceae. The record is from RefSeq and is a predicted model, not a curated record.
UUUAAAAUCUCUGAGAGUCAGUGACGCACGAUUCGAAAUUCGGUGAAUAAUGGGCUCGUCUGUCUAUCCUUCUCCACUUAAAUAUCAAGCUUCGGUGAAUAAUGGGCUCGUCUGUCUAUCCUUUUCCAUUUAAAUACUAGGCUUUUGUUUGUGACAUGUUCUAGCCUUAUCCCAACUAUUAAGCUGAGAGUCAAUAACACACGAUUCAAAAUUCGGUCUCUACUUAAAUAUCAGGCUUUUUUUGUUUGUGGCAUGUUCAAUUUUAUCCCAACUAUUAGGCUUAGAUCUUUAGACUAUAGAAGCCUCCACCUAAUUUUGAAAAAAAGAAAGAAAGAAAAGAAGUCUCCUUAAUUACCUAAGAUUAGUUAUUUUUGACUAUUUUAUUCUUCAUAUACAUAUACUAACAACACAUGGAUUGAAUCACACCCUCUUAUACCCCCCCCACCCCCCCAACCCCCAAAUGUCCAACUCACAUUUUCUAUAUAUACACAUAGGACUAGUGUACUACUAAAAGUAGGAAACUUUAGGGACUUACAAAAAAUGGGAAGUUUUCAAACAAAGGAGAAAAGAUACCCAAAAGCCAAAGUGGUUGAAGGUUUGAAGUAUAAUGUAAGAUAUCUUAAAGCUGAGGUGAAUGAAAUAAUGUGCAUGAGGGAACAUGAAAGUCAAGUUAAUGCACAAGAGAUGAUUAUAUUUGCAUUGAAAGAAGCAGAAUGGAAGAAGGAAAGGAAGAAACUAAGAGAGGAAGUGAAGAAGCUGAGAAGGAAGUUGGAAGCAAAAGAAGAAGAAGAAGAAGAAGAAAAAAAGUGUAAUGUAAAAGAAGAUAAAGAGUGGCAUCAAUUAGCAACAAGUUAUUUGUUUGAGCAAAUUAGGCAUGAGGAAGUUAGAAGAGAUGAGGCUAUUGACAAGUGGAAACAACUUUAUUUUGCCAUCAAGAUUGAGCUUGAUGAUCUUAUUCAUAGGACAAAUCAAGGAGGACUUUACUGGGAAAUUGAACAAGUGAAGUUAUUAGAGGAGCUACAUAGGGAGUUGCAAGAUAAAGAGGAAAAGAUUGCACUUCUAAAAGAGGAAAUAGCUUCAAAGGAACAAGAAGAACUCAAGAGGGAAAGGGAGAUAGACAUUUUGAGACAAAGUUUGAAAAUAAUGAGCUACAAUAUGAAGGCAACAAACUUUUCUAAGAAUCUAUCAAAAAGUUUGCAUAUGUAAAAGGUUGUCAAUUAAGAAAAAUGCUAGUACUAGUUUUUUUUUUUUUUUUCUUUCACCUGGUGUCCAAUAUCAGUACUGAAACUCCAGUUAAUUUGGAUUAACGUUGCGUGAAGGCUCUUUACAGUACAUUUCUAUACUCAAAAGUUCGAAUUCGAGAUUUCAUCCAUGCCAGCACAACCCCGAUGGUAAUGAUACUAAUGUUUAGUAAAAUAUAGAAUUAGUGAUGUUCCUCUAGAUUGUAUGUUUCUUUAACGCCAUUUUUGGUUGUUUGUGAAGUGUACUUCUUGUCAAUCU